AUGCCCGAUACUAUUGAAGAGCUUGACGACUCUAAUAUGACUCAGAAGAACAUUCAGAGGCUCGAGGAUGACCGCGACGCUUUGUUGAAGAAGCGUUUCUGGUGGGAGGCUUUGAAGUGCUGCUCCUUCACAUUUUUACUCACUUUCAAGCCUUCCGAGCCCCACAUCUCAACUUACCUCCGCGAAGUUAAGCAUUUCACUGACGUUGACAUCUACACACAGAUCUACCCUUGGUGGACCUAUUCCACUCUGGUAUUGGUAUUCGUCUCAGCUUUUUUGGCUGAAUUCGUUGGCUACAAGCUCUCACUGAUUCUUGGCGCGUGUGGAAGGGUGGCGACCAGGUUUUUAUUACUGUUUGGGACGGAACUCUGGCACAUGCAGAUGAUGCAGGUAUUUUACGCUUUGGGAACAACGGCAGAGAAUCGUGGUUCUAUGCUUACAUAUUCCACAUAG
Perkinsus marinus ATCC 50983 is the source of this 453-nucleotide messenger RNA. RefSeq lists its product as hypothetical. The transcript has a single exon. The record is from RefSeq and is a predicted model, not a curated record. Gene Ontology annotation, cellular component: plasma membrane. Bases 1 to 453 code for a protein of 150 amino acids. Gene Ontology annotation, biological process: transmembrane transport; vitamin transport. Gene Ontology annotation, molecular function: vitamin transmembrane transporter activity. Lineage: Eukaryota; Perkinsozoa; Perkinsida; Perkinsidae.